UAAAGCAGAGAACAGGAAGAAGACUUCUAGAGUGCAAGUCUCGCAGUUGGAAAACAUGACGUCGAGUGCAUUUUCAUUUAUGCUCUUGCCGGUAGCAUUAUUUCUACGACUUCUCGGUAGUUCCGUCGUUGAUUCACCUGUAAAAGCUGUGAAUUGGUCCGAAAAGAAGUGGCACCAUGAAUCAGAAAUUUUAUCCAGAGCAGCCGUCCACACAUUGACUUUAACUAACCCUAUUCAGUAUGCAGUGUUUAAUAGUACACUUGACGUUCUUUUGACUCCUAGAGUUCCUGGAACUCGAGGUCACGAGAAUGUGAGAAAGUUUAUAGUUGAAACCAUGAAGUCUUUAGACUGGGAAGUUGAGGAAGAUACUUUUAUUGCAACAACCCCCCAUGGUGAAAUACUAUUCACAAACAUCGUUAGUACCCUUAACCCUAACGCUUGUGAACAGUUAGUGCUGGCUUGUCAUUACGACUCUAAGUAUUUCAGUGAGGGCACGUUUUAUGGAGCCACUGACUCUGCAGUUCCCUGCACAAUGAUGAUUCACUUGGCCCGUAUUCUGGACAAGCAGUUAAAACAACAGAAGAAAAAGUUUCCUAUAGCUUUAAACAUUGACACCAGGGAUAAAAGUGGGGAGCAUGUAUUGAUACUUUUGGAUCUUCUGGGUGCUGCAGACCCACAGUUCCACAGCUAUUUUGAUGACACCUAUGGUUUGUACAUUCAGCUUGUCAAUGUUGAACGCCGUUUGAAUGCCAUGAAAAGGCUUGAACUCUCACCACCUCUAUUUACUACCAACUAUUUUUACAACAAAAAUUCUUUUUCAUUUGUAGAAGAUGAUCAUCUUCCUUUCUUAAAAAGAGGUGUUCCAAUCUUGCAUUUGAUUCCAAAUCCUUUUCCUUACACAUGGCAUUUAUUGAGCGACGACAAACAACAUCUGCAUCACCCAACAAUCAACAAUCUCAACAAAAUUCUUACAGUUUUUGUUGCACAGUAUCUUCAACUAAAUAUUGUAGGGACUUAAUGAAUAAUUAUUUUAUAUUUUGGCUCAUUAGCCUCUGUAUUUUUCCUUCCCUUUCCUUUGUAACAUCUGGUCAGAUCAUACAUUAGUGAAUACUGAAGCUGAGUGCCACUUUCAGGGGAAGUCUGUAAAGGAUUUGACGUGUGUGUGUGUGGUUCUAUACUGAUGGUUAAUACAGCAUUAAUGAUAUAGUUUGUUACAAAUUUCAGUUGAAAAUUGUAUCAUUUCAGUAUUUUGUUGUAUUAUUAGUACAGCAAUUCUUAAUUGUUUACUGCUUUCCACUACUUAUUAUGAUUUUCAGCUUGUGAUUGUUGUUCAUUUGAUUUGUAGAAUCAACAAAUUUGUAUUUAAAAUUAUUUAAAAAAAAUCUAAUUGGCUUUUUUUUGGUAUUUAUCAUUUUUAAAGGAAGUUGUAUCUGUAUAUAAUGUAAUGGAAGAUAAUAUUAUCAUACAUUCUUUGCAUAGUGUUUACUUUCAUAUAAAGACUAUUGGUUGUGAUGAGUAAUGAAUAUGAUUUUUACUCUUCUUGAAAUUGAUUCUUUUCAGGUAAACUUGUCAUUUGUAAAAAUUUAACUACUAUUUUACAAGAAAUAUUUACCAAAAAUUAUAUGAAAAAUGUGGUAACACAAUUAAAAAGUAUCAACCCAAUUAAGCUGAUAUAAUAUGAAAUACAAUGAAAAAAAACUUCAUCUUUUUUUGAACAUAGUUUAUAAAUGGUAUCAAUACUUUCAAAUUACCAAACAGUUUUGAAAUUUUGAAGUAUUUAUAUUCUAAACUAUACUUGAUAUUUAAAACAUGCUAGCAUUAUGUAUUGUCCUUUUUGUAGUGUACUUGAAACCCUUUACAUCAUUUGUCACCAUUGUUGUUAAAACAUGCGUGUAUUAUUUCAAACUUGCCUUUGCAAAUUUUGGGUCACAUCAACCAUAAUCUAGAAAAUAACACCACCAAAGUUUAACUUUGUAGUUAAAGAAAGAGAUCCCAGUUAAAUCUGUAGUUGCUAUAUUUUCCCUAGAAUUUCUUACUUUAUAUGAAACUAGGGUUUUAAUUUCAAGUAAACUUUUGAUAGUAAUGUUAGAAAAAAUAUUAUUUUGCUAUCAAUAAGCAGAUAUAUUUUAUAAUUUUGUUAUUUUAUGUUUGAAGCUGGUAGAAAAUGUAAAUCGAUCUCUCUCUCCCCUCCACCUUUUUUAAAAUUUCACAGCUAGAAAUUUAAAGAUAAAUUGUUGCUUGAGAAAAUUAUGCUUGUAAGAUGUCAAGGCUAUUAUUCCAGUUUCCUUGGAUACUCACAAUAUAGUGCAUUGUAUGUAUAAACAAUUAUUCUAAUGCUGUAUUCACAAUUGAAGAUGUAUGUUUGAGAAUUAUUACAUUGUGGUUAUUUUAUGCAUACGUAUACAUACACUAAAAUGGUAUUUUGUUUUGAAAUAACCAGUCACCUGCUUGUUAUAAAAACAUGAAAAACUGUUGAACACAACUUCAGGAAGCACAGUUUUUGAUCUUGCUCUGUUGUAACACACUUUAGUCAGUGAUGUUUGUAUACAAAGUAAGAAUUACUAUGAUUUCCAUGUACAAUUUUAAACUUCUGUAUUUUGAUCUCUACCCUUUUCCCUAGAAAACAAUUUGUAUUCAAAAACUUAUUCACUGGAAUUAGAUUUUUGAGUUAAUGAAAUAAUUUGUAAUUUUGAUCUUUCAUAAUGUAACAGUUAAAAUACGGUGGAUUAAGUCAGAGAAAAUACUUUACAUUUUUUGUAUAAUAUAAAAAAAAAGAUUUGUAUAGGCUUUUUUUUUAAACUAUAACUUUUAUACUAAUAAAGUUGGAUUUCAAAGGCUGAUAAAGGAUUUUAUAUUCUAUCAAAAUGCAAAAGAAAUUUUCAGUUUACUUCUUUAGCACUUUUAAAUUAAUAAAAUGUUUGUCAAUUUGUUUCUAAUGUAAUAUGGUAUAAGCAAAAUAAUCACUAACUCAACAUAACUUGUAAUAACUAAUACUGAUAACUAGCACAGCUUUUACAUUUGUUUUUCAUUCUGUUGCAGUAGACAAGAUUUAUCACAGAAAUUUACAUUUGUACACUUUAAGCUAAUGGUUUGUAUUGGCAGAAUUUUUAUUAUGGUAAUGAAACACAAUAUUUAUAAUGUUACAGUAGACCAGAAUAUGCUAAGUAUUUCGUUAUUAUUAAUAAGAAAAGCAUUAUGGAUUCCUUAUUUUCCUCUUACAAUGUGUGGCUCUUUAUUAACUGAAUACAUGAACUUGUUAAAGGGUUUCUGUUAUCACCUCAAUAAUAAUUGCUUACUACUUAUGACUCAAGUGUGAGGUACUAUGAAUACAAUUAUAGCACUUCAAAGAAAAUUGUAAACAAAAAAAUAUACAACCUUUUUUUAAGAUUCAUUUGUCAAAGAAUUUUUCAAACCAGAUUAUUUUAAACAAAAUAUUACUGUUUAAUUAAUCUGGUGUUAUUAUCAUUUCUGUUAAUUUUUUUUAAAAGGAUAUAUAAAGGUUUAUAAUUAUCACAAUGUACUAUUUGAAGGUUCUAACUUUGCAUUGGGAUGUUUCUUAAAAUGUUGACCUAUUUCAGAUUAGAAUACUUAUUCUUGAAUGCUCUUAUCUUGACAUCCAUAAUUUAUGUUCAUUAUUGUAUUAACAUACAACAGAAAUAAUCACAAACUUGAUAGUAAGGAUAUUUAAUUUGUAUAACUUGUAUAGUUAUUUGUACAAAGUUUUUAUUUGUAUUAUAUGCAGAUGUUAUAUUUACAGUUAUGACUGAUAGAUAUUUAUCUUUGAAAAAAACGUUGUUUUUGCUGUAAAAGCAUCUCUUUUUAUUUUCACUACUUAAUGUUUCAACUGUUAGUGCUUGAACAGUGUCUUUUGCUUGCACUUAGUAUGAGAGAUUUAUAGGUUCAAUAAAUAUGUUCAUCUGUGUCA
Molecule: messenger RNA, 3925 nt
Organism: Limulus polyphemus (Atlantic horseshoe crab)
Lineage: Eukaryota; Metazoa; Arthropoda; Merostomata; Xiphosura; Limulidae
Product: glutaminyl-peptide cyclotransferase-like
Exons: 7
Coding region: 56-1018 (320 amino acids)
Molecular function (GO): zinc ion binding; glutaminyl-peptide cyclotransferase activity
Source: RefSeq, a predicted model, not a curated record